UUACUUCCAAUUGACAGCUGUCACCGCGAGUGUUCUUACGAUUUACAUCAGCAUCUGAUUCUAUUUUCGCUCGAAAGCACAACAAAGACUUGAGAAAUGUCCGACAACGAUGAUGAUUUCAUGUGCGAAGAUGAUGAGGAUUAUGGAUUGGAAUACUCCGAGGACAGCAACUCCGAGCCGGACGUCGACUUGGAGAAUCAGUACUACAACAGCAAAGCCCUAAAGGAGGAUGAACCCGUGGCCGCUUUGCAAUCUUUCCAGAAGGUCCUUGAUCUGGAGAAUGGCGAGAAGGGCGAAUGGGGCUUCAAGGCCUUGAAGCAGAUGAUCAAAAUCAACUUCCGUUUGACAAACUACGAGGAAAUGAUGGUUCGCUACAAGCAGUUGCUGACCUAUAUCAAAAGUGCAGUUACUAGGAAUCAUUCGGAGAAAUCUAUUAAUUCGAUUUUGGAUUAUAUUUCGACCUCGAAGAAUAUGGAGCUCCUCCAAAACUUCUAUGAAACAACUUUGGAAGCGCUCAAAGAUGCCAAGAACGAUCGCCUUUGGUUCAAGACAAAUACAAAGCUCGGAAAAUUGUACUUCGACCGCAAUGAUUUCGGUAAAUUGCAGAAAAUCCUGAAGCAACUGCAUCAAUCAUGUCAGACCGAUGAUGGCGAAGAUGAUCUUAAAAAAGGAACGCAAUUGCUCGAAAUCUACGCGCUUGAAAUUCAAAUGUACACCGUCCAAAAGAACAACAAGAAGCUGAAGGCCCUUUACGAGCAGUCGUUGCACAUCAAAUCGGCCAUUCCGCAUCCUUUGAUUAUGGGCGUGAUUCGCGAGUGCGGCGGCAAAAUGCACUUGCGUGAGGGUGAAUUCGAGAAGGCUCACACGGACUUCUUUGAGGCGUUCAAAAAUUACGAUGAGUCCGGAUCGCCGAGGAGAACGACGUGCUUGAAGUAUUUGGUGCUGGCUAAUAUGCUAAUGAAAUCUGGUAUUAAUCCUUUCGAUUCUCAAGAAGCUAAACCAUACAAAAAUGAUCCUGAAAUCUUAGCAAUGACGAAUUUAGUGGUAUCUUAUCAAAAUAAUGAUAUUAAUGAAUUCGAAUCAAUUCUAAGGCACAAUAGAAACAAUAUUAUGGCGGAUCCUUUCAUUCGUGAACAUAUUGAAGAUUUACUGCGUAACAUCCGAACACAAGUUCUUAUCAAAUUAAUUCGACCCUACACGCGCAUCGCGAUCCCCUUCAUCUCGAACGAGCUGAACAUCGAGCCAGCCGAAGUGGAAAGUCUGUUGGUUUCCUGUAUUUUGGAUAGUACGAUACAAGGGCGAAUCGACCAAGUGAAUCAGGUACUUGAGCUGGAUAAGGAGGCGCGCUGUGCAGCCCGUUACAACGCAAUGGAUAAAUGGUCAAACCAAAUCUACACCCUCCAAUUGGCGGUUAUUAAUAAGAUGGCAUAGAUGCGUGCAGUUUUUUUAUUUGAUUCCUACUUUUAUCGCUUGCUGAUCACGUAAUUAUAGCAAAUUUGUCAUUAAUUGAAAUGAGAUUUUGUAAAUUGGCUAAUAACUUGGAUCCUCCCUUUAAGUCAGCGCCAGUAAUUAUAGAUUUGAGACCAGAAAUCAGAAUCAGAGUGAAGAUACAAUGAAAAGAUGACAUAAUUAGUAGAGGCGAGCAUGUGUAGGGACAAGAAGAUAUGUAUGAGUUAAAUUGAAGAUAAAUAAUAAUAAAUGACAAUGUAUUGUCUCGUCUGAACGAAA
Messenger RNA from Hermetia illucens (black soldier fly), 1728 nucleotides. RefSeq names its product COP9 signalosome complex subunit 2 (gene alien). Gene Ontology annotation, cellular component: COP9 signalosome. Gene Ontology annotation, biological process: protein deneddylation. NCBI's taxonomy places the organism in Eukaryota, Metazoa, Arthropoda, Insecta, Diptera, Stratiomyidae. The record is from RefSeq and is a predicted model, not a curated record. The transcript is spliced from 8 exons. Bases 97 to 1431 code for a protein of 444 amino acids.